This is a messenger RNA of Cheilinus undulatus (humphead wrasse), 1517 nucleotides long. Its product is annotated as zinc transporter 2-like. The coding region runs from base 64 to 1182 and encodes 372 amino acids. Gene Ontology annotation, cellular component: plasma membrane. The record is from RefSeq and is a predicted model, not a curated record. Gene Ontology annotation, biological process: zinc ion transmembrane transport; response to zinc ion. Lineage: Eukaryota; Metazoa; Chordata; Actinopteri; Labriformes; Labridae. The transcript has 8 exons. Gene Ontology annotation, molecular function: zinc ion transmembrane transporter activity.
CCAGAUUCACGUUAACGCUGUUUAAACUAAAAGAAGAGUCCUGUAAGAGACGUUGAUCAGGAAAUGGAGUUUUCAUCAGAUUCAGAGAAACAACAGCUCAUCCAGGCUCAUUUGGAGCCUCUUAGAUGGACUAUUUCCCCAGAGGAAGACUUUUCAGACUCUUCAUCCUCAGAGUUCAGUGAUGAUGCGUCCAGCGUGGACGGACUGUGGCGGUCUGAGCGGCUCUGCCAGGAGACGGACACUAUUUCCGCGGUUGAGAGUGACACCAGACGGUCGGCCAGAAGGAAACUUUUUGCUGCCUGUGUUGUCAGCCUCGUCUUCAUGACCGGAGAGGUGAUUGGUGGGUACGCAGCUCACAGUCUAGCCAUCAUGACGGACGCUGCUCAUCUUCUGACGGACUUUGGCAGCAUCGUGAUCAGCCUCUUCUCUCUGUGGAUCUCAUCCCGGCCAAAGACACAAACCAUGACGUUUGGCUGGCAUCGAGCAGAGAUCCUGGGCGUGCUCCUGUCAGUCGUGUCUAUCUGGGUGGUGACGGCGCUGUUAGUCAUGUCUGCCGUACAGAGGAUCACAGACGGAGACUACGACAUCGACAGUCACAUCAUGCUCAUCACCUCGGGCUGUGCUGUGGUGGUCAAUGUCCUGAUGGUCCUGAUCUUCCAUCAGUCUGGAGCCCCACAUGGACACAGUCACGGCUUUCACAGCAGCCAGGACAAACAGAUUCAGGGGCACAGCCACCAUCACGGCCACGGUAACAGCAGUGUGAAGGCGGCUUUCAUCCAUGUGGUUGGAGAUCUGGUGCAAAGUUUGGGAGUCCUGAUCGCUGCCACCAUCAUCCACAUCUGGCCUGAAUAUAAAGUUGCAGAUCCAAUCUGCACAUUCCUGUUCUCGGCUCUUGUCCUGCUAACGACAAUACCAGUCUCAAAGGAGAUUUUCAGGAUACUGAUGGAGGGCGCUCCUCAGCAUGUUUCCUUCAGCGCUGUGAGAGACGUGCUGCUGUCUGUCAGAGGAGUUGUGGCUGUUCACAGUUUGCACAUGUGGAGUCUUAACAUGAACAAUUCUUUACUUUCUGUCCACGUGGCCACAGAAAAAGAUGCUGAUUCACAGACCGUCCUCAUGAAGACGACGAAGCUGCUGCGCUCUGAGUUUGGUUUCUCCAGCAUCACUGUGCAAGUGGAGCGUUAAAACAAUGACUGAUGGCACAACCUGUACUGUAAGAGACUGACAACAGAGCAGAAGCUCUUUCAAAUGCUGGAUACUCCAGAUUUUCUCAUUGUUGUUUACAUCUCUUUAGCUUUUUUUUUAAUAUACAGCCUUAUUUUUUUCCCAUGCACCACUUGUGGUAAGUUUCCACCAGGAAGUCUGGUUUGGUUCAACACGGUUUGUAAAGGUUUGAAACAGUUAUCCCUGAUCUUGCUUGUGUUUCCACAGCCACCUACCUUUGCUUGGUAUUUGGAGGUGUAAGCUGGAUGGCGAUAGCUGCAUCAGUUACCUUACAGUGUGAGGAAAUAGCAGCACAA